AAUGAGAAUAAACUCCCUUAUGAAUCCCUAGAGCACUCAUUUAGCAAAAAUCGAAUCGGAAUCUCAGUGAUCGACCAGAGAGUCAAAUUCGAUCGAGCAAAGAUGACGGAGGCGAUGAUAAGGAAGAAGGCAGGGAUGGCGAGCGUGAAGGACAUGCCUCUGCUUCAAGAUGGUCCGCCACCGGGUGGAUUCGCGCCGGUUCGAUAUGCUCGCCGGAUAUCCAAUACGGGUCCUAGCGCGAUGGCUAUUUUCCUUACUGUUUCUGGUGCAUUUGCUUGGGGGAUGUACCAGGUCGGCCAGGGUAACAAGAUCCGCAGGGCUUUGAAGGAAGAGAAAUAUGCUGCUCGUAGAGCUAUACUUCCCAUUCUUCAAGCUGAAGAAGAUGAAAGGUUUGUGUCUGAGUGGAAAAAGUAUCUGGACUACGAGGCAGAUGUAAUGAAGGAUGUUCCGGGAUGGAAAGUUGGCGAGAACGUUUAUAAUUCUGGUCGUUGGAUGCCACCGGCGACUGGGGAACUCCGUCCUGAUGUCUGGUGAUCCUCUUCUCAGUUUCUCACAAAUGCAUUUGAUGAUGAUGGUGAUGAAUGAAUGAAUUGUUUCAGUGAGGGUUAAUAACAUGUUCUUGUUUUAUCUUUUUCACUGGGUAAUAAGAAGAAGAAUGAUUCAACAGACAGUUGCUCUUGUACUGGUUUUGCUGGAACUUUAAUCGUUGUGUGUGUUUGUUUAUGUAAUUGUUCCAAUGGUAAAAUGAGACAAAAAAAAAACAGCUUUUGUCAACAAUCAUUCAAGAUUGGUUUACUUUUUUCGGUCUA
Molecule: messenger RNA, 809 nt
Organism: Raphanus sativus (radish)
Lineage: Eukaryota; Viridiplantae; Streptophyta; Magnoliopsida; Brassicales; Brassicaceae
Product: NADH dehydrogenase [ubiquinone] 1 alpha subcomplex subunit 13-B
Exons: 3
Coding region: 103-534 (143 amino acids)
Source: RefSeq, a predicted model, not a curated record